Molecule: messenger RNA, 459 nt
Organism: Strongylus vulgaris
Lineage: Eukaryota; Metazoa; Nematoda; Chromadorea; Rhabditida; Strongylidae
Source: the annotation of a GenBank genome assembly
AUGACAAUUUCUUCAUCAACGGAAGAAAUUUCUGAGUGCAAGCAUUGCUUGGUCAGUAUUCACAAACCGGAGGAUGUGCUCAAUAAGCUAGGAACUUCUAAUAAGGGUCUACUCAUGGCAAUAGUAUCCUGCAGUUUCUCUUGGGGGUUUGGUGCGCUCUCCAUUAUGUCGAGUGCUUUCACAUCCAUCGAUUGCGGCAACUGCACUGAUGUUAUGAUCACAGUUGUUAGUGAGUUCGAUCUUCGAAACGAAAGAGCUUACUUAAUUGAUUGGAGCACUUCAUUCUUCAUGAUUGGCAACAUGGUAGGCGGAAGUACACUCUCGCAUGCAGCAGAUAGAUACUCAAACUCAGCUCGUCGAGAGGAAUCUAUUGGUUAUCAUGCUACAGUAACACGUGAAAUGUACGGUCGUCAUACGGUAAGAGGUCAACAUCUUGAUUCCAUCCAUGACUUCGCCUAA